ACAAUCAACCAUACAUUUAGAAAAUGCAACCUUCUUAAAUGACCUCUAUUCUCUGUAGCUCGGUUUGUUUCUCUGUUGAGUACCCCAUCACAGUCGAUUUGCAGCAUCAAAGAGUAGCCAAUUUUUAUUCAUCGUUCUAAAGAGGAAAAGGACAUUGACAAUUUGAAAUAUAUGGGAAUAAAGGAGGCCUGCGCUUAUGAAGAUCAGCAUAUCAUAAUUGACAUUCCAGAGGAUUUGGAACCCGACCUCAAUUCUUCAUGUUGGAUCCACAGAGUUCCAAGGAAGAUCCGGCAGCUAAAAGAAGAAGCCUAUACUCCCCAGCUAAUAUCUGUAGGGCCUUUUCACUACGGCAACCCGCAACUGAAAUCCAUGGAACACCACAAAACCAAGUAUCACGACCAAUUCUGGAAACGGGAUUUCUGUAAACACAUUGAGGUGGAUGAUAUCAAAGAUUUCAUGGAAGAUGGGGAUCGCCGGGAAAGCAUCCGGCGUAGCUAUGCAGGGACACUUGGGUUUGGGAAUGAUCCGGACCAGUUGUUCCAUGUGAUUCUAAGAGAUGCUUGCUUCAUCUUUGAGCUAUUCUUGAGAAACUAUGAAAUCUCAAAGUACGAUAAAGAUUAUAUAUUGAAAACUCCAUGGCUAAGGAAAGCUGUAGAGCUGGACUUGAUAAUGCUGGAAAAUCAGCUCCCUUUUUUUGUUUUCACUGAACUUUUCGACUUCAUCCUCCUAACAAAGCCACAAAAUAGUAAAGAAUUGGACAUGAAUAAUAGCCCUCCUUAUCCAUCCCAACUCCGCGAGGAAAGUGAAGGGCACAAUUUCUUUCUAAAGAUAACCUGUGCUUUCUUCAUUGAUUAUUAUAGCCAUGGAAAGCUUCUGGAUGAGGAAAUGCAACACUUCAAGAGAAUCAAACAUUUCACCGAUUUGGUCAGACAAUUCCUGUGUCCAAACAGAAGGUAUCCCAUUCAUGCUGGCAAUAUGAGCUGUCUCUACACUGCAAAGCAACUAGAUGGUUCAGGGGUGAACUUCGUGCCGCGUAAGGAUCAACGCUUAGCGGACAUAAAGAUAGAACAGAGUACACAUAAGUGUAUGCCUUGGAAAUCUUUGAAACUGGAAGUCCCCGAAUUCAAGGUAGAAGACGAUACUGAAUGCGUCAUGAGAAACAUUAUGGCGUUGGAGCAGUGUGUUUAUCCAUUUGAGACUUAUAUCUGCAAUUAUGUUUCUUUUUUGGAUCAACUAAUCAACACAGCUGAAGAUGUAGAAUUGCUGGUUGAGAAGAAAGUGGUUCAUAACUUGCUUGGUAGCAACGAUGCAGUAGCAGAUUUGAUUAACAAGCUUUGCGACCAGAUUGUGGAAACAAGUUUCUGCUAUGGUGGUAUAUGCCAAGUGCUUAAUGAGCAUUAUGAUAAUUUUUGGAACGUUACCAAGGCAACUCUUAAGAGCGUUUACUUCAAGGAUCUUUGGACAAGUAGUUCUAGUAUUGUUGCACUUUUUGUACUUUUGUUCUCAGUUGUUUCAGUCAUUGCAAGCAUCAAGGAUAUGUCUUCUAAUUAACUAACAAUUGCCAAUUUAAAAUCUUGAAAUUUA
This is a messenger RNA of Ziziphus jujuba (common jujube), 1584 nucleotides long. RefSeq names its product UPF0481 protein At3g47200-like. Bases 172 to 1551 code for a protein of 459 amino acids. The record is from RefSeq and is a predicted model, not a curated record. The transcript is spliced from 2 exons. NCBI's taxonomy places the organism in Eukaryota, Viridiplantae, Streptophyta, Magnoliopsida, Rosales, Rhamnaceae.